Messenger RNA from Cyphomyrmex costatus, 3516 nucleotides. RefSeq lists its product as uncharacterized. The record is from RefSeq and is a predicted model, not a curated record. NCBI's taxonomy places the organism in Eukaryota, Metazoa, Arthropoda, Insecta, Hymenoptera, Formicidae. Bases 1 to 3516 code for a protein of 1171 amino acids. The transcript has 3 exons.
AUGAAUAGUUUGCAAUUAUGGGCUGCUUUACAAAACAUACCCUGCGAUACUAUAGGCGUUUAUGCUGCGGACGAGAUACCUACGUUUUGGGGUAAACCUGCUGCUAUUAUCGCUAAUACUGACGACCAUACAAAACCUGGAACACAUUGGGUCGCUAUGUACGUCGGACGGGACGGCGUCGGACACUAUUUCGACAGCUACGGGUUACCACCUAUCAUCCCACAGCAUCUCGCCCACUAUAGAAAAAACUCAGUAGUAGAUGUUGCGGACACUACAGGCGAAUUUUAUUCAUGUAGAAUAGUUUUAGAUGCAGGAUCGCAAUCAAACUUUAUCUCUGAAUACUGUUGUAAUAAACUGAAGUUGCCCAAGAACACUGUAAAUAUUCCUAUCAAGGGAAUCGGAGAAACUCUUUCACAUGUUAAAUCCUCAACAAGCGUGUUAGUCAAAUCUAGGGUGAAUGCAUUUAAACUCAAAUUAAAUUGUCUAGUUAUUCCAAGAUUAACAGAUGUAUUACCUCCGAAAGUAAUUGAUCGCGAGUCACUUGGCAUUCCUAAAAAUCUAAAUCUAGCAGAUCCUGGAUUUGAUAAACCGUCACAGAUUGACAUACUUAUUGGUGCGGAAUAUUUCUAUCAUUUGUUAUGUGUAGGACAGAUUAGAUUAAAAACAGGCUCAACUAUAUUACAAAAAACAAAAUUUGGAUGGAUAGUGGCUGGUAGAACUGAGUUUGGUAAUUCACUAUCAUUUAGUUCAUGCCACAUCUCUCGAUGCUCACUCGAUGACGCUGUGCAGAGGUUUUGGGAGAUAGAAGAACUACCAGUUAAGAAGACAUUAUCGCCGGAGGAUGAAAACUGUGAGCAGUAUUACAAGAAAACCAUAGAAAGACUUCCUUCUGGUCGAUAUUCAGUAAGAUUACCAUUUAAUGAGCAGAAACAAGAAUUAGGCGAAUCGUAUGGAAUAGCUGUAAAACGAUUACUGAGUUUGGAAAGAAGACUGAAUACAAAUCUUAAGUUACGUGAUGAAUACCAUAACUUUCUUCAAGAAUAUCAAUCACUUGGACACAUGACAGAAAUAAGAGAGCCAAUCAUGCAAGAAGGAUGCUUUCUUCCUCACCAUUCAGUUAUAAAGGAAUCAAGUGUAACCACUAAACUUAGAGUGGUCUUUGACGCAUCAGCAAAGACAACAAGUGGUGUUUCGCUGAAUGACACUCUAUUCAAAGGUCCAGUGGUGCAACAAGAUCUCUUUUCAAUAGUGCUGAGAUUUCGUCUACAUGACAUAGUAUUCACAGCGGAUAUUCAAAAGAUGUACAGACAGGUAUUAGUACAUCCUGACGAUCAUAAAUUUCAAAGGAUUCUAUGGAGAAACAAUUCGGAAGAAGCAAUACGGGUCUAUGAGCUCAACACAGUAACGCAUGGAACAUCGGUCGCUCCAUACUUGGCAACACGCACUUUAAUUCAGCUAGCGGAAAAUGAAAGACAAAACUACACAGAUGCAGUCGAAAUUGUCACAAGAGAUAUGUAUGUUGACGACUUACUUACAGGAACGGAAACACUGGAACAAGCUAAGAUAUUGAAGACUCAAAUCACAAAGUUGUUGAGUAGCGGAGGCUUCGAACUAAGGCAAUGGGCCUCUAAUCAUCCACAGCUCAUUGAAUCCCAAUCAGCUGAACGACAAGAACAUUGGUGUCUCGAAUUCUCAGAGAUGCAUAAAACAUUAGGGAUUUUGUGGAAUCCACAGCAGGAUAAUUUUUUAUAUCAUUUUACGAAAUGUCAAGAUUCAUCUAAGAUAACAAAACGAUUGAUUUUAUCACAAAUUGCUUCCUAUUAUGAUCCCUUGGGACUAGUAGGCCCAGUCACUGUAAAGACCAAAAUAUUGCUGCAAAACAUUUGGAAGCUACAACUAUCAUGGGAUGAAACAGUACCAAUCGAGAUUCAUACAGCAUGGAAAACAUUUCAAGAAAGUAUGUCUGAAUUAAACAACAUUUCGUUUCCUAGACAUGUUUGUUUAAAACAAGCAGUUGACUUACAAUUGCAUGGAUUUGCGGAUGCUAGCGAGGUCGCUUAUGGAGCAUGUGUUUACAUGAGAUCUGCGAACGCGGUCAAUGCACACCAGGUUAUGUUAAUCUGCUCAAAGUCUAGAGUAGCUCCAAUAAAGAAGAAGCUGUCGCUACCUAAACUAGAAUUAUGUGCAGCAUUACUCUUAUCACAACUCUGUCAAACAGUGUUAAAGGCUUUCCACGUAACCGUGGAUAAGGUUGUUUUAUGGUCGGAUUCAACUAUAGUUUUACAUUGGAUACAUACCCAUCCAUAUCGUUUAAAAACUUUUGUAGCAAAUCGUGUGACUGCUAUUCAGGAGGCCAUGACAUCAGCUAGUUGGAGACAUGUUUCAUCACAAGACAAUCCAGCCGACCUACUUUCGAGAGGAAUCUUUCCAUUACAACUUAUCAAUUGUACCCUUUGGAUUCAUGGACCGACAUGGUUGUCGGAUGAUGAGCAACAUUGGCCAAAGCUCACAUUAACUCCAAUUGAGAUUCCAGAACAACGAACGACUAUUUCCUUGAAAACAGAAGGAAGCUCUGAUCUUUUGCGGAGAUUUUCGUCGCUUGUGAGACUUCGUAGAGUUGUGGCAUGGUGUCUUAGGUUUAUCAAUAACUGUCGUUCAAAGCAUAAGGUUCAGGGAAAUCUAAUCAGUUCUGAGCUAGAGCAUGCGACGUCUGUUAUCAUUAAAUUAGUUCAAUCCGAGGCAUUUUCACGAGAAAUACAAUCAUUAGAGGCAGGAAAGACUCUCAAAAAUAAUAGUAAGAUCUUAUCAUUACAUCCGUUUUUAGACUCCAUCGGAAUAUUGCGAGUUGGUGGUAGACUUGUGCAUGCUAAGUUAAACUAUGAUCAAAGGUAUCAAAUUCUUUUACCAGGAAAUCAUUAUAUAACAGAAUUAAUUAUUCAGAAUGCGCACAUAUCACAACUACAUGCAGGACCUCAGACAACACUCUAUCACGUUCGACAAAAGUUUUGGCCAGUAAAUGCGAAAGGCCAGGUCAAAAAGAUUUUUAAUACGCUUAUCAUCGAGAUUGAAGCAAUACUUAAUUCUAGACCGCUAACGCCACUGUCAUCGAGUCCAGAUGAUUUAGCCUCAUUGACUCCAAGUCAUUUUUUAAUUGGAGGUUUGCUCUCAUCAAUCCCAGAAGUUGAUUUUACAAAUACUCAAACUAAUAAAUUGUCCCAGUGGCAACACAUUCAGAAACUUAAACGUGAUUUCUGGAAUCGAUGGAGCAAGGAGUAUUUGACUGAAUUGACACAACGUACAAAAUGGAAAUCAGGAACAGGCAAUUUAAAUGUAGGUGAUUUAGUUUUAUUGCGCGAAGACAAAACUCCUUCAUUGUAUUGGCCUUUGGGCCGGGUUACUGAACUAUAUCCUGGCCAAGAUGGCAUUGUAAGAGUCAUAGCAAUCAGGACUGCAAACGGAAAUUAUAAACGUGCAGUAAAGAAUGUCGCACUGCUUCCUAUGAACGAACAUUUGUAA